GCGGGCCGCACCGGAAGUGGCGGCUGGUACGCGGGGAUGGCGGUGGCUGCGGUGAUGACGGCGGCGGGCUGCGGAGGGGCUGGGGCAGCUCGCUCCCUCUCCCGCUUCCGCGGCUGCCUGGCGGGCGCGCUGCUCGGGGACUGCGUGGGCGCCGUGUACGAGGCGCGCGACACCGUCGACCUGACGUCAGUCCUGCGUCGGGUCCAGGACCUGGAGCCGGACCCCGGCUCGCCGGGGAGCGCGCGGACAGAAGCACUGUGCUACACAGACGACACAGCCAUGGCCAGGGCGCUGGUGCAGUCCCUGCUGGCCAAGGAGGCCUUCGACGAGAUGGACAUGGCGCACAGGUUUGCUCAGGAGUACAAGAAGGACCCUGACCGGGGUUAUGGUGCUGGAGUGAUCACCGUCUUCAGGAAGCUCCUGAGCCCCAAGUGCCGUGAUGUCUUCGAGCCUGCCCGGGCCCAGUUUAAUGGCAAAGGCUCCUACGGCAACGGGGGCGCCAUGCGGGUGGCCGGCAUCUCCCUGGCCUAUAGCAGUGUCCAGGAUGUACAGAAGUUUGCCCGGCUCUCGGCCCAGCUGACACACGCCUCCUCCCUGGGUUACAACGGUGCCAUCCUGCAGGCCCUGGCUGUGCACCUGGCUUUGCAGGGUGAGUCGUCCAGUGAGCACUUCCUUGAACAACUCCUGGGCCACAUGGAGGAGCUGGAGAGUGAUGCCCAGUCUGUGUCAGAUGCCCGGGAGUUGGGCAUGGAGGAGCGUCCGUACUCCAGCCGACUGAAGAAGAUUGGGGAGCUUCUAGAGCAGGACUCAGUGAGCAGAGAGGAGGUGGUGUCCGAGCUAGGGAAUGGCAUUGCUGCCUUUGAAUCUGUGCCCACCGCCAUCUACUGCUUCCUGCGCUGCAUGGAGCCCGACCCCGAGAUCCCCUCUGCCUUCAACAGCCUCCAGAGGACUCUCAUCUAUUCCAUCUCACUUGGUGGGGACACAGACACCAUUGCCACCAUGGCCGGGGCCAUUGCUGGUGCCUACUAUGGCAUGGAACAGGUGCCAGAGAGCUGGCAGCAAAGCUGUGAGGGCUAUGAGGAGACUGACGUCCUGGCCCAGAGCCUGCACCGGGUCUUCCAGAAGAAUCUGUGAGGGCCACAGCUCCGCCAUACCCAGCAGGACCAACUACAGCUCGGACUGGAAACCCUGGGCUCCCUUAGGCUUGGCUCCCUGCCUCGGCCUUCCUGCGGUGUGGCCGGAGUGCACCCUUGGGGCUGGGGACUCCUCUGGGGAGGUCACUGAACAGUGAGGGAGGGACGGGUGCCUUCUGGUGCUGGGUUCCUGGCUUCUGCAGAGCCUCGGUGCUCCUGGCUCCUCAGUCAGACAUAAGGGACCGGGGCAGGUUUUAUUUUGGAGCAGUACUUGUGGUGUUUUCCUUUAUUAUCUAGGACAUGGGAUUUGGGGAGGUGGAAAUGAUCUGCGGCAUCGUUUCUCCUUGUUGGGAUUUAACCAGUUUGCCAGGAUGCCUGCCUUUGACUGCACAGGGCCCCAAGCGCCAAGUUUAUAUGGAUCAGGAGGUGGACACGUGAAUCUAGCUGAUCUAGAUGCACACCUGGCCCUUGGCUGUCAUGGGUCUUGUUAACAGCUUCCCGACGAAGUUACAGAGCAAUAAACAGUUCUUUAAAUCCCA
This is a messenger RNA of Orcinus orca (killer whale), 1672 nucleotides long. It is a transcript of the gene ADPRS, whose product is annotated as ADP-ribosylserine hydrolase. Gene Ontology annotation, cellular component: nucleus; mitochondrion. Bases 37 to 1134 code for a protein of 365 amino acids. Lineage: Eukaryota; Metazoa; Chordata; Mammalia; Artiodactyla; Delphinidae. The record is from RefSeq and is a predicted model, not a curated record. The transcript is spliced from 6 exons.